This is a messenger RNA of Funneliformis geosporum, 140 nucleotides long. Lineage: Eukaryota; Fungi; Glomeromycota; Glomeromycetes; Glomerales; Glomeraceae. The record is from the annotation of a GenBank genome assembly.
UGGUGGCAGUUCCUAAUAAACGUCGUCAGAAAAAAGACCCUGUGAAAACGGUUCGUCUUCAAAAGGAACCUGUAAAUGAUCAAGAACAACCAGUUGUUGAAAAAGAUACUGCUGAUCGAUCUCGAUCAACAAACUUUUAG